UAUCUACGGACCAUAUCCAUCAAAAAUCAAAGAAGUCUAGCUACAAAAAUUGAAACUGAUGGAAAGUGACUUAAUUAUUCGGCACAAAACAUGGAGCUAAGCAAAAGAAGCCGAGAACUAUUUACUAUUUAGUGGAGCUUAUAUCAUCUCGAUGAUUCAGACAAAAGCACAGAAACGAAAGAGGACACAGAAAAGAAAACAAAAAAAAUAAAACAUGAAAGUUGAGCUUGUCUUCAUCCCUUUAGUUGCAACCGGGCAUCUCAGAUCAGCCGUGGAGAUGGCUAAGCUACUAGUUGAGCAAGAGACCCGCCUCUCUAUCUCCGUAAUCAUCCUUCCUGGAGGCGAAGUGGGUGUUCUCUCCGCCCCACCUAACGACCGCCUCCGCUACGAAGUCAUUACCGACGAAGAUCAACCAAACUUCGAUCCGGCGAGGCCUGAGUUCCAUAUAGAGUAUCACGUACCAAAAGUGAGAGACCUCGUUGAAAAACUCGUCAACGACUACUCAACGAAACCAGAUUCGCCGAAGGUCGCUGGGGUGGUCGUCGACAUGUUUUGCACGUCCAUGGUAGACGUGGCUAACGAGCUAGGUGUUCCGAGCUACUUGUUUUACACUUCGAGCGCAGGGAAUCUCGGACUUAAACUUCACAUCCAGAUGUUGUACGAUGACAACAAGUACGAUAUAACCGAAAGUGAUUUUGAAGACACAUCAGAUGAUGUGCUGGACGUUCCUAGCUUGACUCGUCCGCUUCCGGUGAAGUGCCUUCCUCACGCUUACGCAUCUAAACAAUGGCUCCCACUGUUUGUUAACCAAGCAAGAAAAUUCAGAGAGAUGAAGGGUAUUUUGGUAAAUACUGUUGCUCAGUUGGAACCAUAUGCGUUAAAGUUUUUAUCGAGUGGUUGUGAUACUCCUCCUCCUUAUCCAGUAGGACCACUGUUGCAACUCGAGAACGGAGUUGGAGUUGGUGAUUCCAAGGACGAGAAGCAAUCAGAGAUUUUAGGGUGGCUUGACAAGCAACCAAACAGAUCAGUAGUGUUCCUCUGCUUCGGAAGCAUGGGAGGCUUCCGUGAGGAACAAGCAAGAGAAAUCGCCAUCGCCCUAGAACGAAGCGGCCACCGUUUCUUGUGGUCUCUCCGUCGUGCAUCUCCCAAUAUAUUCAAAGAACCUCCAAGAGAGUUUACGAAUCUUGAAGAAGUUCUCCCGGAGGGGUUCUUUGAUCGGACAAAGGAGAGAGGAAAAGUGAUCGGAUGGGCUCCGCAGGUGGCCGUGCUAGCUAAUCCGGCGGUUGGAGGUUUCAUUACUCACGGUGGGUGGAAUUCGAUCCUCGAGAGUCUUUGGUUCGGUGUUCCCACGACGCCAUGGCCGUUAUACGCGGAACAGAAGUUCAAUGCAUUCGAGAUGGUGGAUGAGCUUGGUCUAGCUGUGGAGAUAAGAAAGUAUUGGCUAGGUGAUCUUAUUGCGGGAUCGGGAAAGGAGACGGUUUUGGUGACAGCAGAGGAGAUACAGAGGGGAAUCAUGUGUCUAAUGGAGCAGGAUAGUGAGGUGAGGAAGAGAAUGAAAGAGAUGAGUGAGAAAUGCCAAGUGGCUUUGAUGGAUGGUGGAUCGUCUCAAACUGCGUUGCAAACGUUUAUUCAAGACGUUACGAAGAAUAUUUCUUAACAUGAUCGUAGCUAGGGAAAUGGCUCAUGUAACGCUCUUGAAUGAUAGGCAUGUCUUUUAUGUUUGUGAUGGAUCCUUUGAACGGUCAUGAGAAAACAAUGUUUCUAGAGUUUGUGAUUUAUUAUGUGUUCAGUAAGUAUGCACCUGAAUGCUAUUAGAGCAUGGGCAUUGGUGUCCCUCAGAUUUUCAAGUAAUCAUUAAACUUUUUAUUGAAA
This is a messenger RNA of Camelina sativa (false flax), 1872 nucleotides long. NCBI's taxonomy places the organism in Eukaryota, Viridiplantae, Streptophyta, Magnoliopsida, Brassicales, Brassicaceae. The record is from RefSeq and is a predicted model, not a curated record.